AUGAGAAAUUGUAUUAAACGGUUUUUCAUGAAUGAGUCUGAAUUUCGAAUAUUUUUUCUUGAUAUGGAAUGUAGAUUUAUAUGUACUGCUACUUUUGCUCAAAUUUCAAAUUUAAUCAAAUCAAAACAUUUAGAAAAUAUUGUGCAAAAUAAAAUGCCUCAAAGGUUUUCUAUGCUCACUUUUAUGGAUAAUGCAAAUUUUUUGCUUUCUAGAAAAUAUUCAUCUGAACUUACAAAUCGAAAAUAUCAUCAAUUAGCUGAUAAUACUAUAGAGAAAAUCUUAUAUGCAUUAGAACGAAUGCAGGACGAGUAUCCAGAGAAAACAAUGGAUAUCGAAUAUUCUCAAGGUGUCCUUACACUUGAUCUUGGACAUUAUGGAACUUAUGUUUUGAAUAAACAGUCUCCUAAUAAGCAGAUAUGGGUUUCUUCUCCAAUAUCUGGCCCAAAAAGAUACGAUUGGAUACCUUCAGAAGGUGAAAAAGAUGGGAAAUGGAUAUAUUUACGAGAUAAUGGUGUUCUUGAAGAUUCACUUAAAAGUGAAUUAAAGGAAAUUAUUGGAGAUUUGAAGCUGUAA
This is a messenger RNA of Pneumocystis jirovecii RU7, 573 nucleotides long. RefSeq names its product iron donor protein CyaY. Gene Ontology annotation, cellular component: mitochondrion. The record is from RefSeq and is a predicted model, not a curated record. Gene Ontology annotation, molecular function: 2 iron, 2 sulfur cluster binding; ferrous iron binding; ferroxidase activity. NCBI's taxonomy places the organism in Eukaryota, Fungi, Ascomycota, Pneumocystomycetes, Pneumocystales, Pneumocystaceae. Gene Ontology annotation, biological process: intracellular iron ion homeostasis; iron incorporation into metallo-sulfur cluster. The transcript has 2 exons. Bases 1 to 573 code for a protein of 190 amino acids.